AUGGGCGAGUGCGGAGCUCCCGGGGACGUCAAUUCCAACGUGCUGGUCGCCCGCAGCACCGGCGACGCGCAGCUCGACAAGGCGGUGUGGCAGUGGCUGAGCUGGGACAAGAACCAAAAAACAAAAGAACAGAUUGAAAGCUUGUUACAGAAUGGAAAGCAUAAAGAGUUACGGGAUCGUCUCUGCUGCAGGCUGACCUUUGGGACCGCCGGGCUGCGCUCUGCUAUGGGAGCAGGCUUUUGCUACAUUAAUGAUCUUACAGUGAUCCAGUCAACACAGGGGAUCUACAAGUAUCUUGAGAGGUGUUUUUCAGACUUUAAGCAGAGAGGCUUUGUUGUUGGAUAUGACACACGAGGUCAGGUGACCAGCAACUGCAGCAGUAAGAAACUUGCAAAGCUCACUGCAGCAGUCCUACUGGCUAAAGAUGUACCUGUGUACUUCUUUUCCACCUAUGUCCCUACGCCGUUUGUGCCCUAUGCUGUUCAAGAGCUCAAAGCGGUGGCUGGUGUGAUGAUCACAGCGUCCCACAACCGGAAGGAGGACAACGGAUACAAGGUUUAUUGGGAAAACGGAGCACAGAUCACCUCUCCUCACGAUAAGGAAAUCAUAAAAUGUAUAGAAGAGUGCGUUGAACCAUGGAAUGGCUCUUGGAAUGAGAAUCUAGUAGACACCAGUCCCCUUAGACAGGAUCCUCUGAAGAAAAUUUGUGACUGUUACAUGGAGGAUCUGAAAAAGAUCUGUUAUCAUAGGGAGCUAAACGUGCAAACAAAUUUGAAGUUUGUUCAUACCUCUUUUCAUGGCGUUGGACACGACUACGUGCAGUUGGCUUUCAAAGCAUUUGGCUUUCAGCCCCCCAUUCCAGUACCUGAACAAAAAGAUCCAGAUCCAGACUUCUCUACUGUCAAAUGCCCAAAUCCUGAAGAAGGAGAAUCUGUGCUGGAGUUGUCACUGAGGCUUGCAGAGAAAGAAAACGCUAAAGUAGUAGUGGCCACUGAUCCAGACGCAGAUAGACUAGCAGUGGCAGAGCGGCAGGAAAACGGCUGCUGGAAGGUGUUCACUGGCAAUGAGCUAGCAGCUUUGUUUGGGUGGUGGAUGUUCUCUUGCUGGAAGGAAAACUGCUCCGAAGAUGCUGAUGUGAAGAAUGUUUACAUGUUAGCGACCACAGUCUCCUCGAAAAUUUUGAGGGCAAUUGCACUUAAAGAGGGAUUUCACUUUGAAGAAACACUCCCUGGUUUUAAAUGGAUUGGAAGCAGAGUAAAAGAUCUCCUAGAUAAUGGAAAAGAAGUUCUCUUUGCAUUUGAAGAGUCUAUUGGCUUCAUGUGUGGCACAUCAGUCUUGGAUAAAGAUGGCGUAAGCGCAGCUGUGGUCAUAGCUGAAAUGGCAACCUACCUGGAGGUCAAGAACCUAACACUAGCACAGAAACUCAUUGAGAUAUAUGAAACGUAUGGAUAUCACAUAUCAAAGACUUCCUAUUUCUUGUGCUAUGAUCCUCCUACCAUCAAAAGGAUAUUUGAGAGACUUCGGAACUUCGAUUCCCCUCAGUCUUAUCCAAAAUUUUGUGGUAUUUACAAUAUAUUACAUGUACGAGAUAUUACCACUGGCUACGAUAGCAGCCAGCCGAAUAAGAAAUCGGUGCUGCCAGUGAGUAAAAGCAGUCAGAUGAUCACUUUCACCUUUCAAAAUGGUUGUGUUGCCACCCUUCGGACAAGUGGAACAGAACCAAAAAUCAAGUACUACGCAGAGAUGUGCGCGCUGCCCGAACAGAGUGACAGAACCGUGCUGGAAGAAGAACUUCAGAAGCUUAUUGAAGCUUUGAUUGAGAAGUUUCUGGAACCUGAUAAGAACGGACUGAUCUGGCGCUCUGCUUAG
This is a messenger RNA of Nipponia nippon (crested ibis), 1869 nucleotides long. The record is from RefSeq and is a predicted model, not a curated record. NCBI's taxonomy places the organism in Eukaryota, Metazoa, Chordata, Aves, Pelecaniformes, Threskiornithidae.